Oncorhynchus keta (chum salmon) is the source of this 2936-nucleotide messenger RNA. RefSeq names its product serine/threonine-protein kinase DCLK2-like. Gene Ontology annotation, cellular component: microtubule cytoskeleton. Gene Ontology annotation, molecular function: protein kinase activity; ATP binding. Gene Ontology annotation, biological process: protein phosphorylation; intracellular signal transduction. NCBI's taxonomy places the organism in Eukaryota, Metazoa, Chordata, Actinopteri, Salmoniformes, Salmonidae. The record is from RefSeq and is a predicted model, not a curated record. The transcript is spliced from 15 exons. Bases 735 to 2936 code for a protein of 733 amino acids.
GAGGGGAAGCAGCAUUCCCUCCCUCGUUGAAUUGGAUGACAGGACUGGGGUGGCCUCUCGUGCUACAGUGUUAGUGUUGAACGGUUCGUCCGUCUGAGAAAGGAUGUGAGAAGAGGAGGAGGCUUGCGGUUUCUGUAGCAAGCAUGCGGCUUUGUUAGAUUCUGUGGAUUUUAGACACCGGCUUUACAUGCAAUGUAUUUGUGCUAAAUGGAAUUCGUUUUUCCCUUUUUCGUUUUACCGGAUACAUUCUUAUAGCUUGGAAUCGAGUGUUUUCCUGUGCGGCUCCGUUCAUUGGUAAACUAGCGGUUGCAUCAGUCGACUGUCAAUCAAGUCGAGGCUCUCUGCACCUGGUAUUAAUUUAAAUUUGCCGGUGUAUUUUCGUGAACAUUGAGUUUUGGAGCAAUCCUUUUCUUUUAGCCUUUGGCAAUUUCAAUAACCGAGAGUUUAUUGUGCAGCCUAUUGACAAGGUAAGAUUGUAACCGUAACUCAGGCUACUGUACCCCUAGUUAUAUUAACAGCGGACUGUAUCCCCGGAAAAUUUCAACAUUGUAUCUUGACGGCGCAAGGAGGAACUCGCCUACAAGUACACGGUCCUCUUGAUUACUGUAUCAGUGAUUGCCAAAGCGUUGUUUGACUGCUGUCUUUUGGCGCGCGUUGGCUCCUCCAAGCAAGCCCUAUUGUCCAUCUGCUAUUGUUUACUACUGCGGAUAGAUCAAAACAUUAACAGAUCGAACAUGUCGCUCAGCAGAAGUAUUGAAUGGGAACACUUUGAGGAACGGGACAAAACGCACCGUUCAUCAAGGGCUAACGGCUCGGGAUCCCAGUCCGGCUCCAGAGGCAACGGUCUCGUGCCAAGCCCGGCGCACAGCGCGCACUGUAGCUUUUACCGAACGCGCACGCUCCAGUCGCUCACCUCCGAGAAGAAAGCCAAAAAAGUGCGGUUCUACCGAAAUGGGGACAAAUACUUCAAGGGUUUGGUGUAUGCCGUGUCCAACGACCGUUUUAGGUCAUUGGACGCCCUGCUUAUGGAGCUUACCCGGUCUCUCUCGGACAACGUCAACCUGCCUCAAGGUGUCCGGAGCAUCUACACCGUGGACGGCAGCAAGAAGAUUAGCAGCCUGGACGAGUUAGUGGAGGGUGAGAGCUACGUGUGUGCCUCCAACGAGCCAUACCGCCGAGUGGACUAUACCAAGAAUGUUAACCCUAACUGGUCAGUGGGCAUCAAGGCCGGCCAGUCCCGCUCCCUGUCCUCCCUCAGCACCCUGGUAAAGGGGGAGCUGCAGCGUAGUGAGGCCAGCCUGGGCACCAGAGACUUCAUCAAGCCCAAGCUGGUGACUGUCAUCCGCAGCGGGGUCAAGCCCAGGAAGGCUGUGAGGAUCCUGCUGAAUAAGAAGACGGCCCACUCCUUCGAACAGGUGCUGACCGACAUCACAGACGCCAUCAAGCUGGACUCCGGGGCGGUCAAACGGCUCUACACACUGGAGGGAAAACAGAUUACCUGCCUCCAGGACUUCUUCGGCGAGGACGACGUGUUCAUCGCGUGCGGCCCAGAGAAGUACCGCUACGCCCAGGAUGACUUCCUGUUGGAUCACAGUGGUAAGGCGUCUGAAUGCCGGGUGCUCAAGUCCUCAUACUCUGCUCGCUCGCCCACUCCAACAAGGGCUGCUGGGAGCAAGAGCCCUGGACUCUCACGCCGUAUCAAGUCCCCGGGCAUAGUAAGAAGACCAAUCCAUUACUCCAACAGUAGCCAGUCUCCUGUUAAAUCCCCAGUCAAUGGUGUCCCUAGCAGUACGAUCUCCACCCCCAAGUCCACCAAAUCCAAUAGCUCCUCCCCCACCAGCCCCCGCAGUAUACACAGCUUCAAGAUUCCGCCACAUCACACGUCUGCCACCAAUGUGAACGGGUCUUCACACAGUCUGGAGUUGGCCUACAACAUGAGUCCUGAGGUUAACGGCAACAGCUGUAGCUCGAUCACAACCGUCCUGGAUAAGUACAAGGUCGGCAAGGUCAUAGGAGACGGAAACUUUGCCGUGGUGAAAGACUGUGUAGAACGGUCCACUGGGAAAGAGUAUGCACUGAAGAUCAUUGACAAGGCCAAGUGCAGUGGAAAGGAGCACCUGAUAGAGAAUGAGGUGGCAGUGCUGAGGAGAGUCAAACACCCCAACAUUAUCCAGCUGAUAGACGAAGUGGACACACCCACUGAACUCUACCUGGUCAUGGAGCUGGUCAAGGGUGGCGACCUGUUUGAUGCCAUCACGUCCUCCACUAAGUACACAGAGAGAGAUGCCAGUGUCAUGGUGUUUAACCUGGCUGGAGCCCUGAAGUACCUACACAGCAUGAACAUAGUACACAGAGACAUCAAGCCUGAGAACCUGCUGGUGUGUGAGUACCUUGACGGCACUAAGUCUCUGAAGCUGGGGGACUUUGGUCUGGCCACUGUGGUUGAGGGGCCCCUGCACACCGUGUGUGGAACCCCCACCUACGUGGCCCCUGAGAUCAUCGCUGAGGCUGGUUAUGGUCUGAAGGUGGAUAUCUGGGCAACUGGGGUCAUCACUUACAUCCUGCUGUGUGGCUUUCCUCCCUUCCGCAGUGAGGACAACCUUCAAGAGGACCUGUUUGACCAGAUCCUGGUGGGACGACUGGACUUCCCUGCUCCCUACUGGGACAACGUCACGGACUCAGCCAAGGUAAACCACCACACACAGACACACCACCCCUGUCGCGUCAGCCCCCAUUACAUUUGGGUGGCAGCAAUGAGGGGGUGGGAGGGUCCCGUUGAGAUCUCCCGGAAUGAAGGAGGUAGGAGUGAAGAAAAAGAGGAAUGGUUUGGAAAGAGGAGAUGCACACACACACCAUCUCUUCUUCUGUUCACACAUCCCGCUCUCCUCUUUUAUGCUCUCUCUCUCUCUGCCUCUCUCUCUCUCUCUCUUUAUUGA